Molecule: messenger RNA, 1383 nt
Organism: Tetranychus urticae (two-spotted spider mite)
Lineage: Eukaryota; Metazoa; Arthropoda; Arachnida; Trombidiformes; Tetranychidae
Product: protein obstructor-E
Cellular component (GO): extracellular region
Molecular function (GO): chitin binding
Source: RefSeq, a predicted model, not a curated record
GUUUAUGUCGAUCAACAAUGGUAGCCUUAAAACGACUGUUGUUGAUGUAUUGUACUAAGUGAAUCCAUUUUGGUUACAAUUAGUAUUAACUGAACUACCAGACACCAAUCGUUGUUGAUUGAUACGUAAGUCAUACAUCAGGUUCGCUUCAUUGUGACUACCUGUUUUCAUCUUUUUGGAGCAAAGCCUCUCCCUUUAAACUAUCUUUCUGCCUCAAUUUUGCUAUCGUCUUUCCUUGUCUUCGGCAUCUUUCUUCUUCUCUCUCUAUUUUUCUCUCUUUAUCUCAUGUACCUUGAGGGAGUUACGCUCAAUAAUUAUCCGAAAAGUACGACAUUUUCUCCAAUUAUCCGUUAAAUCAUCUCUUAAUCAAACAUUUUCAAUUUUGUUGACUGUUUAAAAAUGCUGCUCUUUAUUUCUCCAAUAGCUUUUCUUCUCUUUGGCGCCCUUAAUGCUCAAUAUGACGUUCCAUCAGACUCAAUCCAAUGUCCAGGUGAAGGUUUGUACACUGCUGCUCAUCAAACUGACUGUGAUAAAUACUAUCUUUGUCGUAAUGGUACCUUGACCCUUGAAAAUUGUCCAAAUGGAUUACUUUAUGGUGUACAAGGAGCCGUUUAUGAAUUCUGUGUCCACAACUGGAAGAUCGAUUGUCAGGGACGUAAAGCUCCUGGUCCCAUCAGUAGCCCAGGAUGUCCAUGGCAAUGGGGUAUCUUUGAAGAUGAAGGAGCUGGUCAAUGUGCCACAACUUAUUCAGAAUGCUCAUGGGGUAACCCAGAAAGGAAAUAUUGUGAACCAAAAGGAUUAGUCUAUGAUGAAAGGAUUAAAGGCUGUAACUGGCCUGAUCAAGUUGGAUGCAAGGGUGAAGACAUCCUUGGCUUCAAAUGUCCUGAAGCUGAUACUGGAAACCGUUACUGGCCUUACCCAAGAUAUGCUUACUCGCAAGAUGCUUUGAUUACAUGUGUUAAAGGCCAACCUCGUUUAAUUCAUUGUGGUAAAGAUUCUUACGCUGAUCAAAAUUCAAUGACCUGUAUUCCUUAUGAAAAAGAGAAAGCCAAUUAAAGUCGACUUUGAGUCGGUAAAGGAUAACAUACUCACAUAAAUUAAGGCCAACAUCAAGAUUGUAUUACAAUCAAUAUUAUCUCUUUUAAGGCUUCCAAAUCUAUCAACUCUCCUUAUUCCUUGUCUUUUCUCAAUCAGCCUUUUUCAACUCUAAUUUUAUGCCUCAUGAGUAAACUAAAGUAAUUAACUUAGGAAUGGAUUCCAUUUAAUGAUUCAACUCUUUUUUGUAUUUAAGAAAUGAACCAAGGCCAUGAAUCGGUUCGGUAAUUAUGAACCAAAAAAAACUAAAACACCCAUCAUUAAAGGUGUAACAUCUUGCAAUACUUA